CCCUUUGUGGUCAUAAUCCUUUAUUCUCUCUGAGCUCCCCAUGGUCCCUUAGUUACCGUGGCCAUGGAAACACUGCCCGCCGGCCCGGAUCGGACGGCUCGCGCGCUCCCCCUGGAGGCCACCUUCCAUUCCAGCUGAACGACGACUGGACGGGGCUUUAGGACGCGCGCCAGGGACGCCGGGAGUUGUAGGCUAUGAGCAUGGCUGCCCUCGAGCGGUGCACGGUGGGAGCUGUAGUUCCCAGGUCGAGGGGGUUGGAGGCCUCAGACCGAGCUCCGGCCUCCUACGGAUGGCGGCUGCGACACGCAGCUGCCGGCCGUGGGGCUCGCUCCCCGGGCUGCUCGCGCUGGUCUCGGCCGCGGCCGCUUCCUGGGACCUGACUUCGCUGCGCUGCAACUUCGGUUCGUUCUGCGAAUGCGACUUCCGGCCGGACCUGCCGGGCCUGGAGUGUGACCUGGCCCAGCAUCUGGCCGGCCAGCAUCUGGCCAAGGCACUGGUCUUGAAGUCGCUGAAGGCUUUUGUGCAGGACCCGGCCCCAAAGAAGCCACUGGUCCUGUCCCUGCACGGCUGGACCGGCACCGGCAAGUCCUACGUGAGCUCCCUGCUGGCACAGUACCUCUUCCAGGGCGGCCUCCGCAGCCCCCACGUGCACCACUUCUCCCCCAUCAUCCACUUCCCACACCCCAGCCACAUCGAGCGCUACAAGAAGGAUCUUAAGAACUGGGUCCAGGGGAACCUCACUGCCUGUGGCCGCUCCCUCUUCCUCUUCGAUGAGAUGGACAAGCUGCCCCCGGGGCUGAUGGAGGUCCUGCUGCCUUUCCUGGGUGCCUCCUGGGUUGUAUACGGGACCAACUACCGCAAAGCCAUCUUCAUCUUCAUCAGCAACACUGGUGGUGAGCAGAUCAACCAGGUGGCCUUGGAGGCAUGGCGCAGCCGCCGGGACCGAGAGGAGAUUGGGCUGCAGGAGCUGGAGCCCGUCAUCUCCCGGGCCGUGCUGGACAACCCACACCAUGGCUUCUGGCACUCGGGCAUUGUGGAGGAGCACCUGCUGGACGCUGUGGUCCCCUUCCUCCCGCUGCAGCGACACCAUGUGCGACACUGUGUGCUCAAUGAGCUGGCCCAGCUGGGGCUGGAGCCCCAGGACGGGGUGGUCCAGGCCGUGUUGGACAGCACCACCUUCUUCCCUGAGGAGGAGCAGCUCUUCUCCUCCAAUGGCUGCAAGACCGUGGCCUCCCGGAUUACCCUCUUCCUCUGACACUGGCCUGGCAUCCUUGCCUCCUCUACCUGGCCAGGGUCACACAGAAAAGGCCUGGGACCUCCGCUGAGGGACGUUUGUCUCAAGCCUGCUGAGAGUGGGACCCAGAACACAAAGUCAAGAUGAAGAGGGGCUAGGGACAAGGGGCCGGUAGGCCCAGCCUUUGAACUGGUGAGCGGGCUCUGCGGCCUUGGCUCCCUCCUCCAGGGAAACCCCUGGCCACCCUACGACUUCGCCCUGCAGCCUGGGGCUGCUUCUUGUGAAUUGUAACUCAGGGACCACAGUUUGGGGCCGCUCCCUCUGCCCUGGCUCUCUUACCUGAGCCCCUUGCCCCGGUACCAGACCCUACCCCACCCCUCAGCCUCUGUCCCGAGAUCACAGAGGAUCACGGACGGACCCACGCUGCCACCCGCGCCUGAUUUAGACGUUUUCGUUUUUGUAAAUGAACAAAUGCAAUAAAUUGAGCCAUGGGACCACA
This is a messenger RNA of Chinchilla lanigera (long-tailed chinchilla), 1733 nucleotides long. It is a transcript of the gene Tor2a, whose product is annotated as torsin family 2, member A. Bases 290 to 1255 code for a protein of 321 amino acids. The transcript is spliced from 5 exons. Lineage: Eukaryota; Metazoa; Chordata; Mammalia; Rodentia; Chinchillidae. Gene Ontology annotation, molecular function: ATP hydrolysis activity; ATP binding. The record is from RefSeq and is a predicted model, not a curated record. Gene Ontology annotation, cellular component: nuclear envelope; endoplasmic reticulum; endoplasmic reticulum lumen.